Malus domestica (apple) is the source of this 852-nucleotide messenger RNA. Lineage: Eukaryota; Viridiplantae; Streptophyta; Magnoliopsida; Rosales; Rosaceae. The record is from RefSeq and is a predicted model, not a curated record.
UCUGUUGCUGGCCAGAUAGCUCGAGAGUCAAAGACACUUCUCCACCAUUCUGGUUCGAAGCCCUUUUCGUAUAGGCUUGAGGAACGACGUCAGGAGGGUUCUAAGUUCCCAGCGAUCGACAUGUUCAAGGACGUUUACGUUCGACCUGGUAAUGAAAUCGCUGGGCAGUUUUAUGUAAGUAUAUGUAAUUAUUAUUAUUCUUAUAUGUAUGAAUCGUUCAAAUAUUAUUUAUAUUUUGUUAUUAAACAUUAUAUGUUUUUUCUUUAUUAUUACAGGAUACUAUGGUGGAAAAGAGCACUGCUGUUCUCCAAGAAGCAGCAUCGCAGCUUCCCCCGGAGACUUCGAUCGAGGAUGUCAUGGUACCAGAGGAUGUAGGUUUUCAGAUCAUGACUGAAGUCCUGGAUGAGAACCUUGGUCGUCGUCAUGGCCAGGUUGUUCGGGGUAUGGGGAAAUCACGGGUUCGUGAGACGGGUGCCUCUUCUUCCAGAUUGAACACAUCAUUGAUGGAUGAAGUGACAACCUUAAGGGGUAAGCUUGCGAUCCAGGAAGAGCAGAUGAGGGUCCAAGGCGAGCAGAUGAAGGAGCAGAUGAGGGCCCAGGGCGAGCAGAUGAGGGCCCAGGGCGAGCAGAUGGAAGCGCAGCUGAGGGUCCAGAGCGAGGAGGUGAGGACCUAUGCUGCAACGGUGAGAGACCUUGUACGAGCCAUACAGACUGCCGGCCUACAAGUCUCGCUACCAGCACCUCAUCUUGAUCCACCUUCGAUCUCAGAGCCACCUCACCCUCCCGAUACUCAGUAGCUUGAUGUUUUAAACCUAGUUCACUUGUACUUUUUUCUUUUUUGUUUGGACAUCU